This is a messenger RNA of Eucalyptus grandis, 2730 nucleotides long. Its product is annotated as receptor-like protein 9b. The transcript has 12 exons. Gene Ontology annotation, molecular function: protein binding. The coding region runs from base 1 to 2730 and encodes 909 amino acids. The record is from RefSeq and is a predicted model, not a curated record. NCBI's taxonomy places the organism in Eukaryota, Viridiplantae, Streptophyta, Magnoliopsida, Myrtales, Myrtaceae.
AUGGCUGGAGGCAAGAGGAGAUUGAAUUCGAGGAGAAACGGCGGCGGUGGCAGCGGCACCGACGGCAGUGGCAGCUUCAACCAGAGCAGCAGCGAGUCCGGUGGCGAUGGGUGCGGCGGAAGAAGAUGGAGGGGAGGAGGAUUCGACGCCUCAACAUCGAUCAGAGCCGGCCUCUCCGUCGAAGGGGGCGUCUUGUCGAACUGGCAUUACUCAACAUCUUGUCAAGACCUCGUCUUUGGCCCCUCGACGAGUUAUCACUGUUUCGGCUCCAAAACUUGGUACCUAAAUGCUUCUCUACUUCUUCCCUUUGAAGAACUCAAGAGCCUCGACUUGUCUUUCAACUAUUUAGGAGGGUGGAUUGCACCAGAAGAACCACACUUGCUAUCUUCAAGGCGGAGCAAACUAGAGGUGCUUGACUUGAGAGGGAACUUUAUGGAUCAUUAUAUUCUAUCCAUUCUCGAUACAAUUCCAUCUCUCCAACAUCUGAUCCUCAGAAAAAGUAAUUUGAGUGGGACUUUACAUGUGGAUGGUGCUUUUAGUAAUUUGAUGGAGUUGGAUAUGAGUUAUAACGCAAUUGAUGCAGUGGCUAUUGCUGAAGGUGGUUUCAAUAAUUUAAAGGAGUUGGGCAGAAGUGGUAAUCCAGUCAAUGUAGCGGCUAUUGCUGAAGGCAUAAAAAACUUGAGCCACUUAGAGAACCUCUACCUGGAUGAUGUCCACUUGAAGGAUGUGGGGACCAUCGUGCGAGCAUUAGGGGCACUAUCAUCCCUCAAGAUCCUUUCUCUCCAAGAUAAUACACUAGAAGGAACGAUUACUACUCAAGAUUUCCAUAACUUCAGUAAGUUGGAACAGCUCAUCUUGGAUCAUUCUUCGUUGAACACCACCAUGGGAAUCCUUUACAGCCUUGGUCCUUUGACAUCUCUUAGAUUGUUGUCCUCAUACAACACCGGUCUUAAUGACAAACUAUCAGAUCAGAGCUUGUGUAACCUCGUAAAACUAAAAGAGCUGGAUCUUAGCAGUAACAGAAUUACUGGAUUCAAAGUGACUUCUCUUGGCUUUCUCAAUCAUCAAUAUGACCUGAGAACCAUUGAUCUCUCCUCAAAUGACAUUCUGGGUCCCUUUCUAGCUUGGUUGUUGGAAAACAACACUAAGUUGGAAAACCUUUUUAUGGCAAAUAACUUAUUUGCAAUAGUUGAGGUUCCAUUGAUGACCCUUCGUAAUCUUUCGAUGAUGGACAUGUCCAACAACGACAUGAGAGGAGAGCUCACGACUGAAUUUUGUUUAAAUUUCCCAAAUCUGUCCAACCUUAAUCUAUCAGCCAACAAAUUAGAAGGGAAUAUUCCAUAUGAACUGCUUCCUAGAGUGAUUGCAAACAUGUCAAGGCUUGCGCUCCUUGACUUGUCCAAAAAUAAGCUAAAUGGCCUCAUCCCUCAAGGACUCUUUAAUCAUCCUCGUCUCGAGUAUUUGGCUUUGUCUGACAACAAUCUCUCUGGUUCAUUACCAUCAUCUUUCAUAGGACCGGAGUUGACACAUAUCCAUCUGAAUGGGAACAAAUUGAAUGGUUCAAUCGUGCAUCUGCUCCCUAACAGCUCCAAUUUGGUGACCUUGGAUUUGAGUGAAAAUGAGUUCUUUGGAAGCAUACCCUAUUGGCUAGGUAACCUCUCUCAAUUAAGCAUUCUUUUACUGAGAGGAUAUGCUGAUAAGGUAGCUUCAACAUGGUUAUCAUAUAUAGAAUCGCCAUCUAUUCCUUAUGUGAGCACAAUUAGAAGCCAUACCAGGUACGACCAUGAUAGAUUUCUAGUAAAGGAAGCAUGGCAAAUUCCACAUAUUGUUGGGUUCACGGCAAAAAGAAGAUUUUAUGCUUAUAAAGGCUACGCACUCCUUAACAUGGUAGGACUAGAUUUUUCUUGCAACCAAUUUAGCGGGGAGAUCCCACCAGAGAUUGCAAUCUCACAGGACAUGAUUGUGUUGAAUCUGUCACACAACAAGCUUACAGGACAUAUACCGAUGUCAUUGUCGAACCUCACACAGAUAGAGAGCAUUGACCUUUCCUACAACAACUUGACUAGUUCUAUCCCUGAAGAGCUCACUCGGUUGAAUUUUAUGGGAGUCUUCAAUGUGUCUUACAACAACUUGUCAGGAGCCAUACCAAACAAAAAUCAGUUUGGGUCAUUUGAUGAAAGCAGUUACUACGGAAACCAUCUUCUGUGUGGUUUGCUGUUGAGUAAUGAUUGUUCGACAACCAUUAAUGUUAAUUGCUCGGCAACAAAAUCACAUGGGAAAGCUAAAGAAGAUGGUUUCAUAGAUGGAGAGACAUUCUAUAUCAGCUUCGGAAUGUCAUACAUGACGGUUUUACUAGAUGGUUUGCAUCCAGUAUCGACGUUCGGAGAUACAAAUGGAGAAAAUAAAAUGGAAUUUUCUCAGCCCUUCAUUCUGUGUGGUUCAAAGGACAGCCAAAUUGUUGCUUAUGUAGAUGAAGGGCCAUCGUCAGUGGAUCAAGCAAAUAUCAGUUAUGAGUAUCAUUCAGAUUUUGUUCUGGGUGAUAGCUCACACAGAGGAUUGGGUUAUUGUAAUGAAUACGAUGCAGCUCCAACGGGAAUCGAAGCAUCAUCAGGGAAAAUGGAAAAUCAAGAAGAGUCACAGAGUGGCAUGUCAUCGCCUGAGCAGGAAGUGGAUUAUCGUGAGAGCUUUGACUCUGGAGCAGCUGAAAAGGGGGCUCAGCUUUUGUCAUAG